CUCUUCCCUCAUACCCCCACUAUAAUUCUUCUUCUUUAAAAAAAGGAAAAGAUAAAUUUGGGGUCCUUUCUGUGUGUUAUAGAAAGAUAUAAAUAUAUAGUGUGUAAAGUCUUUUAAAGCAAAAAAUUAAAUCCCACACAAAUCAGGCAAUCAUGUUCCGUGCAUUGACUACAUCAACCACCCAGCUCAUCAGCCAGACAUUGUCUCCUCUUGGUCAGUCUGCUAGACAUAUGGCUUAUAAACUCAAGACUCACUCUGGUGCCAAGAAGAGAUUCAUGCCUACUGGUACUGGUAACUACAAGCGCUGGCAGGUGGGUCUUGGCCAUUUGAACUCUUCCUUCAGUGCCGAACGUGUCAAUCGUCUUAGUAGAGUUGUUCUUGCUACCAACACCCAAAAGAAGAUGUUGCGCAAGGCUAUGCCCUACACCUGCUCAUAAGUUUCUCUCUUUUUAUUUUCUAUUUUAUUUUAUUUUUUGUAUAUAUAUAAAAAUGAAUAAGAAGAAAGAAAAGAAUAAGCAAAAUAUAUACUAAAUUAUCAUGAUAAAUAUAUAUAUAUAUAUAUAUAUAUAAAGGAAACCAAAAAAAAAGGCUAUUUAUUGGACGACAAAUGAUUUAAAGCAAAAUAGAGAGUAAGAUAUCUACGAAGAUAAAG
This is a messenger RNA of Phycomyces blakesleeanus NRRL 1555(-), 652 nucleotides long. RefSeq lists its product as hypothetical. The record is from RefSeq and is a predicted model, not a curated record. Gene Ontology annotation, biological process: translation. The transcript has 3 exons. Gene Ontology annotation, molecular function: structural constituent of ribosome. The coding region runs from base 153 to 437 and encodes 94 amino acids. Gene Ontology annotation, cellular component: large ribosomal subunit; ribosome. NCBI's taxonomy places the organism in Eukaryota, Fungi, Mucoromycota, Mucoromycetes, Mucorales, Phycomycetaceae.